AUGGCCUCAGCAUCGCAGCCAGGGUCGGUGGUUGCCGGCAAUGAGGAGACCAGAGACCUCGACAGUACCGGCCUUUGUCUACUGUCUCUCGAUGGCGGCGGGGUUAGAGGACUGUCGAGCCUCUACAUCCUCAAAGGGCUCAUGACAAGGCUGAACUUCGAGCGACAAGCCGUUGGACUCGCCCGAGUGAAACCAUGCGACAUCUUUGAUCUGAUCGGAGGGACCAGCACGGGAGGAAUCAUCGCCAUCAUGCUGGGUCGACUGGAGAUGGACGUGGACGAGUGCAUCAAGGAGUACAAGGCCAUGAUGAAGAAGGUCUUCAAGAACAAGCGGAGUGCGUUUUUCGUGUCCAUCACGGGCAACGUCAAAGCCCGGUUCUCGUCCAAGACGCUCGAGACGGCCAUCAAGGAAGUCCUGAAGAGCAAAGGGUUCAAGGAAGACGAUCUCCUCUUGGACGAAACCAACCCCGAAGCAGCCGGGAAGUGCAAAGUCUUCGUCUGUGCCAAAUCCCAGGAGGGCAACCACAUCCGGCGGCUGAAGAGCUACAAUGUGCAAGGGCGGCAGGAAGAAGACAACCCGCGCAUCUGGGAGGCGGCGCUGGCCACAUCGGCGGCGCCGUCGUUCUUCGACCCGGUCCAGAUCGGGGCCUGCAGCUACGUCGACGGGGCCAUCGGCGCCAACAACCCGGUCAGCCAGGUCGAGGACGAAGCCGCCGACAUCUGGUGCGAGGAGACAGGCCGCGUGCAGCCGCUGGUCAAAUGCUUCAUCUCGGUGGGCACGGGCCACGCCGACUUCACCACCAUCAAGAACAGCUCGCUGCGAUCCGUGGCCCACAGCAUCGAGAAGGUCGCCACCGAGACCAAAAAGACCGACAACGAGUUCACCGGCCGCUGGCGCGAGCACCUCGACAGCCGCUACUUCCGCUUCAACGUCGAGGAGGGCUUGCACAGCGUCCGCCUCGCCGAGUACAAGCAGGAAGCCGUCAUCGACGCCGGCACCCGCCUGUACCUGGACGGCCACGGCGUGAAGCGCAAGGUGCGGGCGUGCGUGCAGAAUCUGAGGCAGAAACGAUAUGAGCCCGAUCGCGCCUUUUGUCUCGAGCAGACGCAGCUCCAAGAGGCGCGGGAGAAGACAGAGCAGCGCGACCGCGAACGGCCUCAGCUACUGGGCACCACGAGUGAGAUAUCCGAACUGAUGGAGCGAGGCGACGCCAACCGCCGAAGACUUCACGCGGGCGCUGCGGGGGAUGAUGAUGAACUCGUCGUCGUCGUCGGCGGCGCACCAGCAGCAGCAGCAGCAGCAACCACACCCUCCUCCAACCCCAUCGCCCAAGAAAGCCAAAGAAUUCGCACGCAUCUACCAGAAGCUGAUGUCGACGUCGCUCCGGCUCAGCCACGUCCUGGCCUUCACGGAGCCGAGCGGAUGCAGCACGUGCGCGACGCCGAGCGCCACGGCGCCUUCGCCAUGGACCACGCGCUGCGCUCGCAGAACGCCCAGCGCGUAGCCCAGAUGCGCUUCUACGCCGCCUGCGUGCGCGCCCGCGAGGCCUGUCUCCUCGUCGAGACGGGCACGUUGCAGGGGGACGCGCUGGACGCGCGACGGAACCGCACGCUGGAGGACCUGUCGGUCGCGUUGAGUGAGUUGUCGAGUUUCGACGGCAUGGACGUCGCCGUCUACGAGGUCAUGGCAAGCGAGUAUUCGCAGGCCCUAUCGCGUGGAGGACGGAAGUGA
Fonsecaea erecta is the source of this 1731-nucleotide messenger RNA. RefSeq lists its product as hypothetical. The coding region runs from base 1 to 1731 and encodes 576 amino acids. The record is from RefSeq and is a predicted model, not a curated record. Gene Ontology annotation, cellular component: membrane. The transcript has 6 exons. Gene Ontology annotation, biological process: arachidonate metabolic process. NCBI's taxonomy places the organism in Eukaryota, Fungi, Ascomycota, Eurotiomycetes, Chaetothyriales, Herpotrichiellaceae.